UACUGUUUUCUUUUUUUAUAUUGUGUGGCUUUUCGUUAUAAUUUUGGCAUACUUAUGAUUGUUCUUCGAUGAAUCUCGCGUGCUAGUUCGCUUUAUCCGUGGUGCCAAAUUUUGAAUCUUUAUGACGUGUAAAAUCGCGCCGAUUUUUUAAACGUUAGUUAGCCAGCUAGCUGGCUGGUUGGCUAAAGUUAAUGUGAUCAACCCAGUUCUUCGAUGACUUUGGCUGCGCUGUGCAAAUGCAGUGCACAGCCACCUGGCAUGAUUUGACUGUUCACAUUCUUGUCAAACUAGCAGCCAUCGGGUGAAGUGACCGUAACAAGCAUGAACAUGGAGGAGGUGGGGGACCUGAAGCCCACAAAAAAGAGCCAGCCACAGAAACGUGCUUUGACUGAAGAGGUGGGCGAUGACGAAGAGGCUGAAAAACUCGAGAAAAAGGAAGAAAGUAGCUCUACACCUCGCAAACGAAUAAACACAGGUGAAAUUAUUGAAGGAAAAAGGCUGAAGAAGACUGUGCAGAGACUCGACUCCAGUGUCGCCAAACCAAAAGAGCGCGUUAAGAUUGAGCAGGGAAGAGGAGACAAACUGGGAGACAUCAUACGUGUGGCAUAUUUCAUCGGGAAAAUGAAAGUGGAGGACUUGAAGCCUCUUCACAAGGUCAUAUUUGAUCGUCCAGGAGCAGCGUCAACUGUGAAGAAGAACAUCCGGCAGUUCAGUGGUUUCCCAUUCGAAGCAGACAGCCAGCCCUACUUGAAAAAGAAGGAGAGGAUGAAAAAGUUUACGAACGCUGUGCUAAAGAAUAUGUGCUAUGUCCUGGACCUUGAGAGGAGUGGAACUCAUGAUGCCAAAAUCGAACGGAUUAUUACUUUUCUCUUAGACCCAAAGACAUCAGGAAAGACUUUACCAAAGAAGAAACGGAAAACCAAAGACUCAAAAAGAAAAGCACAAAGGUCAAACAGGAAAAACGUGCAGGAAGACAGCAAGUCCCGGGCGAUCGUCACGGAUUCCAGCACCGAUGACGAGGACGACAACGAGCAGGACAGCCAGGGAGACGCGAACGUAACCGAGAAGUCCGCCCCGGAACCCAAGAGCCGAGAGACGAUAAGUGACGAUGAAGACGACUCGUCUGAUGAUGUCGUCGACAAGGAUACAGAUGAGGAAGUUAAACAACCCAAGGUGGUGAAAAAACCUGCUCCAAAGAAGAAGCCGGCUCGGGCAAAGCCAGCACCGGUGAAGCCGGCUCCCAAAACCAAGAAGGCCGACAGCAGCAGCGGGCGCCGGAAAAAAGCCAACAACACCAGCGCAGGAUCGGACCUGGAUGACAGCUCGGACGACGAGCCUUUGGCCAAGAUGGUGAGGAAGCCACUGACGGACGAGCAGCUGAAGGAGACGGUGAAGAAGUUACUGAAGGGAGCAAAUCUGGAGGAGGUCACCAUGAAGCAGAUCUGCAAGCAAGUUUUUGACACAUACCCAGACCAUGACCUGUCCAGCAGGAAGGACUACAUCAAGCAAACCGUGAAGCAGUUAAUAUCCUAAAGAAGAUGACGGAAACCCCAGGAAGCAAAAGCCUCUGGAUCUUUUUGUGGAGAUUAGCUGAAGAGUGUGGGGUCAAAGGAAACGAGAAUGUAUCUGCAUUACCGCUUGUGUAUUUUACAGAUUUUACAAUUCAAUCUCCUUUCAGUACUUGUCUUAAAAAGUGUUUGUGUAUAGUUUUCUGCGAUGGUUUUUAUGCGUGUAUGUAUACGUAUGUGUGUUGCGCAUAUAUAUACGUACUUGCAUGCACACACAAAAAUGUAUACAUUUUCAUGCAUACAGCAAAUUUAUUGUUUUUAUUUUUACUUUUUUAUAAAUAUAUUUCCUUAAAUGUAUUUUUCCUGAGGGCAUGCCUGCUUGUAUUUACAGUUUUACACUGAAUCCCAUAGAGGGUGCAUCUUUCAUUUCACUGAGGCCAAUUAAGCUGUGUUUGAAUUGAAUUCAUUCAUGUGUCACGUAAGCAUAAAAAUUUGUGUUCAUUGUUGUAAAUACAGAAACAACUGACCUCACGGUGUUAAACAUAUGGUUUAUAUGAAUCGACCAUACAUUAAUCAGACAAAUUAAAAAAAAACAUAUAGACCAUCAUUAGACAGCAGCAUUCAACUAGGGGGGUCCCCAAUAUGAAGCAACAAGCUAUAACUUGUUGCUAAGUAAUAUGUAGAAAGAUAACUGCUAGUUAAGGCCAUUUUAUUUUUUUUGUGACAAUAUAAAAUGCAGGUUAAGGAGAUACAGUCAUCUGUUUUGUUGUGCACGGCAUUGUCAAAUACGGAACGGGCAAUAAUGCAGACGGCUAUGCCAUGUCUGUACCGGGCCUCGUCUUUAUUUUAAACAAAAGUAAAAUUGUAUAUACAAGUUGCUUUGGCUGUCAAUAAAUCACUGUGUUUUAUGUUGAAACAAAAUGUAUCUUCCCAGUUUUGUUUUGAUUGCAUUUAUUACUUUCUUUAAAGGUAAAAUUACUAGAAAAUGAGUUUGACUCCCAUGACUCCAUUGUGACUAUGGCAUAGUAUUCUAUCUGGCCUAUCUCCUAUUCUACCCCCCCCCCCCCAAACCUUAAAAUGAAGUGAAGGAGAGCAUUGAGUUAUGCAUUGCUGUUUUAAUGCACAUUUUUUCAUUGCAAGCUUGUGAACCUGGGGUAGAGCAGCUGUUUCGCUCAGAUUUUAUGAAAGACAAGUUGGUGUCCCAUCGAAUUAAAAUUCCUACCUUUAAUACACCAUGGCUGAAAAUAAUUAGCUUUGUUUGCUAAAUAUUGUUGCAUGUUUGUUUCUCCCCCAGACCACCUUUGUGUAAUGUGUUGCUCCUGGAUUAUAAGUUAUUUGAUUUGUAUAUUUUGUUUAAAAAAGAACAAGUUGCAUGUAUUUACUCAUUUUUGUAGAAGUGAACAUGUUCGUAUUGAUUUUCAGUCCUCUCAGUGGUGAACUUUUAAGGUACUUUUAAACUUUUAAAGCAUCACCCAUUGACUUGGGCACCAGUAUAUUGUCUUUUUGGGUGAUAACAAGCACUGAGUCCAGUUUGAUUGCCAGGAGUUAGAUCAGGGAUGUCCAGUCUUAUCCAAAAAGCCGGUGCGGGAGCAGGUUUUUGGCGGGACCGCAACAGCGGGACCAGCCCUACAAACGCAAACGUCUGUGACUGAGUGAUGAAGUUACACCAUCGGUCGGCCGAGUUAUGAAGUUACACCAUUGCUCGCCGGUCCAGCCAUAUACUAGGUUUUGACCUGGUCUUGUUUGGUUUGAUUGAAGACCAAGAUUCGUUAAUCAGUUGAAUUGGGUUCUGUAGUUAUGGGCUAAAGCAAAAUCCUGCACCCACACCGACCCUUUUCAGAUAAGAUUGGACCCCCCUGAGUUAGGUGAUGGGCAAGUAAUGGUGAAUAUGCCUCUCCCAUCAUCUCAAGGGGAAUGAAUGAAGACAUGGGAUAUCAUGUCAAGUGCAGCCAAUCCAGAAGUCAAAAUGUUAAUAUGAAAUUAUCUGCUGUUUUCUUUUAUAUAUGUAUGAUAUUUUUGUUUAACAGUUGUACAAUCUUUUUAUUAAAGUUUUUUAAGGCUUUGCCAUCUCUGUUAAA
Messenger RNA from Anguilla rostrata (American eel), 3586 nucleotides. It is a transcript of the gene dek, whose product is annotated as DEK proto-oncogene. Gene Ontology annotation, biological process: chromatin organization; regulation of double-strand break repair. Gene Ontology annotation, molecular function: histone binding; DNA binding. NCBI's taxonomy places the organism in Eukaryota, Metazoa, Chordata, Actinopteri, Anguilliformes, Anguillidae. Bases 322 to 1533 code for a protein of 403 amino acids. The record is from RefSeq and is a predicted model, not a curated record. The transcript is spliced from 10 exons. Gene Ontology annotation, cellular component: nucleus.